AUGGGUCUCAGAUCCGGUAAGACAAGUAAGAAGGGCAAUAGAUUAGUGGUAACCUCGCUUGUGUUGUUUAGUGUCGUUUUGCUUAUCCUGUACAGUGUCGGUAGCGAUGAGUCGUUUAUGAAUUACAAGCAGUUUUCGCUUGGAACUUUGCAGAUUGGUGCCGAAGAUGAUUCUGAUGUAAGUGCACUACCAAGUAUUGAUGGUAGCAUUAGUAGCAUUAGUAGUGGAAUCAACUAUGCUUCUACGAAUAUUGCUGCAGAUUCUAUUGUGGAGGAGAAACUUGUGAUCAACGAAGCUGAAGGUACUAAGCGGAUGGAACUACGUAAACACAAGGUCCUGUCACCUAAGAUGACGGCUCCUCUGGAAUCCGAAGUAGCACCGGUAAUAGUUGAACACGGCGGAUCCAGUGGAACUGGUGGAAUCACUGUUAGUAAUGAGCGGUUCAGUCCAAGCUUAGGAUUUCAGCAGAUCUUGAAUACUUCGCCAGUGAUUCUUUUCAUAAAAUCUUCUGAGAAAAACUCUGUGGAUUUGAAGAAUGUUUUGACGUUAGAGUACACUUUUUCUCCAGAGAUUAUUGUUGUUGACUUGGACAAACAUCAAUUUGGUGACUCUAUGCAAGAAUAUAUCCAGUUGAAUAGGCUAGCAACUUAUAAAUCAAACUAUGGAGAAUCUUCGAAAUCUCCUGAUGUCCCAUAUUUAUUCAUUAAUGGCGUUUCCUUAAUCAACAAAUCUUUGAAAGACGAUAUAUUGAACAAGCAUGCAGACGGGUCCCUUCUAUCAAAGCUUAGACACGUUGCUGAUAGUAAGGUAUCUAUUUCAAAGGUGGAUAUCCCAUCCAACUCUUGA
Messenger RNA from Kluyveromyces lactis, 846 nucleotides. It is a transcript of the gene PRM4, whose product is annotated as pheromone-regulated protein PRM4. Lineage: Eukaryota; Fungi; Ascomycota; Saccharomycetes; Saccharomycetales; Saccharomycetaceae. The transcript has a single exon. The record is from RefSeq and is a predicted model, not a curated record. Bases 1 to 846 code for a protein of 281 amino acids.